Colossoma macropomum (tambaqui) is the source of this 634-nucleotide messenger RNA. RefSeq lists its product as uncharacterized. Bases 36 to 407 code for a protein of 123 amino acids. Lineage: Eukaryota; Metazoa; Chordata; Actinopteri; Characiformes; Serrasalmidae. The record is from RefSeq and is a predicted model, not a curated record. The transcript is spliced from 4 exons. Gene Ontology annotation, cellular component: mitochondrial envelope. Gene Ontology annotation, biological process: mitochondrial electron transport, cytochrome c to oxygen.
CUACGCAUGCUCUUCGAGCUUCCCUCAGAGUAACGAUGGCGGCGCGCGCUCUGCUUGCUUCCACUUUGCGCGUGUCGCGGCUGGCCGGUCGCAUCGCGCACGUGAGGUGCGCGAGCGGAGGAGGAAUUCCUACUGAUGAACAGCAGGCCACCGGGCUGGAGAAGGUUAUUCUGCACUCCAUGAAGGCAGGAACGGACCCUUACAGCAUGCUGAAGCCUAAGCAGUACUCCGGCUCCAAGCAGGACCCUCACAUUGUCCCCUCCGUCACCAACAAGAGGAUCGUGGGCUGCGUCUGUGAGGAGGAUAAUACGGCCAUCGUGUGGUUCUGGCUCCACGAGGGAGAAGCUCAGCGCUGUCCGUCCUGCGGAUCACAUUACAAACUGGUGCCCCAUGACCUGCCUCACUGACCGAGAGACACAGAUGGACGAAGAGAGAAAGAGCGCCUUUAAAUUCCAGUAACUUAAACGAGAAAACCUCAUUUGCAUUUGAAUGUGUAAUGCUCUUAAUACUUGAGAGGUCAUUCCGCCUGGUGUGGGAAACAAUACAACUCCGAAAAAACAGUUUACAUAAAUUAUACUGUACUGUGUAUUUUACCCUUGGACCACUUACACCUAAUAAACAAUAUGAACCUUAA